Molecule: messenger RNA, 1456 nt
Organism: Raphanus sativus (radish)
Lineage: Eukaryota; Viridiplantae; Streptophyta; Magnoliopsida; Brassicales; Brassicaceae
Product: synaptotagmin-3-like
Exons: 5
Coding region: 1043-1312 (89 amino acids)
Source: RefSeq, a predicted model, not a curated record
UCUAUCUCGUAAAGUAGAGAAAAAAAAAUUCGAGAGCGAACAGAAUAAGGGCGAAACUUUUCACCAAAUUCUUCGAUUUUACUCAGAGAAAUUAAGAAAGAUGGAGGAGAAGUCAUGGUUUGGAUUCUGUCCGUCGAGCUCCUGGAUUAAUAUGUCUGUCACAAAAUUUUGGGAAAGUCGACGGAAUCAUGAGAGAGAUCAGAAUCUGCAGCUUAGAACCUUGGGACUUGUCCUGAAGCAGUUGCGGUUGGGGAAACAAUAAGCGCUUUGAAGUUUGCGGAGAGAGUGGCCACAGUUGAGCUCGGUGCUGCCCGAGUGUGCAAUGAUACGUCAGAUGUUAAGGAACUCAAGGAACAUGACUUUUUUUUUUUUUGCUUUAACUGACUCUCUUGUUCUUGCCUGAUAGUAGAUUAAAGCAGCACUUGCUAGAAAAGAAGCAGGUUGACAACAGAACACUAUCAUAACAACUCCUGGUGGCUCUGAGAAACACAAAGCCAGAACUGGUGAAGUAGAGAUUCAUAACAAAGAAAUCAGAAAGCUGUGAAGUGGAGGAGAUUACAGUGAACUCACCACCUUGGCCACCGGUAGCAAGUCCAGGCCAAACCUACAGAGAGGAAGACCCAAGUUUCGGGUCAAUCGAGUGGGUUGAUAAGGAAAUGGUGAAUAACAGGCAAGACGAGAUGAGAAGAGUGGAGAGUCUGUGGGGAGGAGGAACAACAGACAAUGGGAUAAGUAUUCUGCCGGAAGACUUUUACAGGAGAGACGUCUCUUCAGACAGUUCAAGAAUAUUCUCUGAGCAUUCGUACAACAUCUUCAUGGGAAACAACAAUAGCACAGACGAUGUAGAUUCAACCACGAGUGAAUCUAGUCUCUAAUUUAUCAAAGGUUAAAUCUUUGCUUCUGUCACUCUUUUCUUGGGGUCUGUCAAACAUCAAUCUGUCUGAAUCUAAUAUCUUGUUUCACUAACAUUUUGUUUUGUGAGCUCGUGGGCGUAUACUUGUCCUCAUUGUUGGUGGACUGGCUCAACAUAUUUCUCUCAUACAUGUGGCCCUACCUCGAUAAGGCUGUUUGCGAGAUUAUCCGGAGCUCCGCACAAGCCAUAUUUGCAGGUUACAUUGGCACUUUCUGUAUAGAAUCCAUUGAGUUCGAGAAACUGAGUCUUCCACCCACAGUUCAUGACGUUGCUGUGGAACGAGAAGUUGAGGGAGAUCUCUUACUUGGUGACAUGGUGCAGGAAAGAAGAAUCUUGACUUGUUAUUAUGUCUCAGGGCUUAGGUCUUCGUGCAGGAGUUAUAGACGGAGCCAUCAAUAAGACUUAUUUUUAUGUCAGUUUUGGGAGUUUACUCUUGUAAUACUUUUCGUUUUGUUUCUUUGAACUUGUUAGGUUGUGCUCUUGGAUGUUGAGUACUUUGUAUGUUUAUGCUUUUGAAUGUUAAAGUUGGUAUGUGUUAGAAAA